Molecule: messenger RNA, 1960 nt
Organism: Pyrus x bretschneideri (Chinese white pear)
Lineage: Eukaryota; Viridiplantae; Streptophyta; Magnoliopsida; Rosales; Rosaceae
Product: probable glycosyltransferase At3g07620
Molecular function (GO): glycosyltransferase activity
Source: RefSeq, a predicted model, not a curated record
GCUUGCCAAGAUUCAUAGUAAGAGAAGAGCCACAAAUAAUAGAAAGACUUGAAGCCAGGUCUUCAUCAACAUUUGGGCUAGUCGUUGAAUAAUAAACUCUAUUAUUAUCUCUUGUUGCUAUCUCCUUGCCUUGUUGUCGUACAAGUGUGUGUCAGAUUUUUUAAGUAUGCAUGAAGUAAAAGGCAUCUGCCCAGACGUCUAUGUUCCUGCCCGGUCCACUUAUCAGAUCUCUACUUAUCAGGUGUGUAGAUUCUUAAUAUUGAAGAAAUUACUGAUGUACGUUGAUGACUGUGAAUCAUUUAAUUGGUACGAGAUCCAAUACCGUGGAGGUGAACGACGCUAGGGAAUCUCGUUUUCUAACAGUUUAUGAUGCUUAAAAUUAUUUGAAAUGUAAAUUAUUGAGUUGCCCUUUGCUUGGACGACUGUUUGUGUUGUCUAGUUUUCAUGAAGAUAAUAAUUUAUUUAUGUUCUUUGUUCUUGAUGCAAAUGACAGUGGUCUCGAGCAUCUUCAAAUCUGAUUAUCUUGGGCUUGAAGAAUCAGGACCAGGAUUGUUAGAAGAUACCAGUAUAGCAUCUUUUAAACGCUCUGGAUACAUAUUCUAUUCCAGUAUAGCAUUACCUCAGAGAGAAAAUGCCGUUAAUCAGAGGAAGAGAAAGAUGAAGCAGGUUUACAGAAGAUAUCAAAAUUCUAUUGUGUUUGCUAUGGCUUCCGUUGCUAUAGUUUAUAUGGUUGUGAGUCUUGUGACAAAUGGUUCGAAAGGAACGUCUUGGUUUAAUUUUUCGCCGUCUCAAUUUCCAUGGUUGGGUACCGGCGUGGAUAUGAUUUCUGGUUCCACAUUCAGAAUCAACUAUAGUUCAUCAUACAAGGAUGCAACAAGGAUGAAGGGAGAUGAAAACCUGAAGAAACUUGAAGCUGGUCUUGCUGCUGCUAGAGCAUUGAUUGGGGAAGCCAUAAAAAAUCCUAACCAUACAACACCUCUUAAAGAUGCAGAUUAUAUACCAAAAGGCGAUAAUCUUGUUCUUGUGAUGAUCGUCGAGUAUUUGUUUCACCCGAUUAUCCGUGACAAAGCUGUUCUUGAGCGCACUGUGGUUGAUUACGUUCGUAUCAUCUCUAAUAGGUAUCCAUACUGGAACAGAAGCCUUGGAGCUGAUCAUGUCAUGCUUUCUUGCCAUGAUUGGGGGCCAAGGGCUACAUGGUAUGUUAAACAACUGUACUUCGUUGCCAUCCGCGUGCUAUGCAAUGCGAAUACAUCCGAGCACUUUAACCCUAAGAAAGAUGCAUCAUUUCCUGAAAUCAAUCUGGAAACUGGUGAAAUAACAGGUCUAAUUGGCGGCUUGCAUCCGUCCAAACGUACAAUCCUAGCAUUUUUUGCAGGGCGAAUGCACGGUCGAAUUAGGCCAUUUCUUUUCGAGCAUUGGAAAGGAAAAGACAGAGAUUUACUGGUCUAUGAAAAACUCCCUGAAGAGCUUUCAUACCAUGACAUGCUGAAGAAAAGCAAGUAUUGCAUUUGCCCUAGUGGACAUGAAGUUGCCAGCCCAAGAAUUGUGGAGGCAAUUUAUGCGGAGUGUGUUCCAGUUUUGAUAUCACAACACUAUGUGCUGCCUUUCAGUGAUGUGCUUAACUGGGACUCGUUUUCUGUUCAAGUUUCAGUGAGUGAAAUUCCAAAACUUAAAGAAAUCUUAAUGGAAAUACCUGAAGAGCAAUAUAGAAGAAUGCAGGAAAGAGUGAAGCAGGUGCAAAGGCAUUUUGUAGUGAAUAAUCCUCCCAAGAGAUUUGAUGUUUUCCAUAUGAUUAUUCAUUCAAUCUGGCUUAGAAGAUUGAAUGUACAGAUUUAGAGUUGAUUUCUUUCCCAAGUUACCAAGUACAUCACGAUAUUGUUUUAAAAAAAUUUGUUUAAAUACAAAGUGCAAAAUGUAGCAAUACCCCCUGAAGGUAUUGUCCCACUUUAUGAACUCUCAA